AUGGCUCUUCCUCACCAUUUAGAUCCACACCUACAAGAGACCAAGAAUUUCAGGGACUUCUGCAGGAUCGACUCCCAGAUUUCUCCGGAAUUAGUGUUCGACAUCUCCGCGAAUCUCCAUGAUCAGUCUCAGCAUCCUCCGUAUAUUCCUCCUUUUCAUGUCGCUGGUUUUGCACCGGGACCUGUGGUGCAAAUCGACGGUUCCGAUGGUGGCGCUGACUUCGAGUGGAGCUAUGGCCGGAAGAGGAUAAAGGAAAUGGAUUUUUUGGAGAACAAUUCUCAGAUUUCUUCGAUUGAUUUUUGGCAAAACCGGUCUGUAUCAACCGGUUUGGGUCUCUCACUUGACAAUGCUCGUAUCGCUUCUUCCGAUGGCUCUGCUUUGUUAUCUCUCGUCGGAGACGACGUUGAUCGGGAGUUACGGAGACAGGAUGCAGAAAUCGAUAGAUUCCUCAAGAUUCAGGUGACUUUGAUUGAUGCUCUUACGAAAUUGCUCGAUAUUGUGUCUUACUUGAAUUUUAGAAAACCCAUUGAUGUUCAAGGCUACUUUGGGGACCAAUUACGGCAUUCGAUCCUGGACAAGAUACAGAGGAGUCAGCGUAAAACCGUAUCACUCAUGGAGGAAAGAGUUGUCCAGAAACUCCGUGAGAAAGACGACGAGCUAGAGAUGAUAAACCGGAAGAACAAGGAGCUCGAGGUGCGAAUGGAGCAGCUAACGAUGGAAGCUGAGGCGUGGCAACAGCGCGCGAAGUACAACGAGAACAUGAUCGCUGCUCUCAACUACAAUCUCGAGCGAGCUCAAGGUCGGCCGAGAGAUAGCAUCGAAGGAUGCGGAGACAGCGAAGUUGAUGACACAGCUUCUUGCUUCAAUGGCAGGAACAAUAAUAGCAACGGUAAGACGAAGAUGAUGUGUAGGUUUUGUGGAGUGAGAGAGGUGUGUAUGUUGUUGUUGCCUUGUAAGCAUAUGUGUUUGUGUAAGGAGUGCGAGAGGAAGCUUAGCUCGUGUCCUUUGUGUCAGUCUUCCAAGUUUCUAGGGAUGGAAGUAUACAUGUGA
Molecule: messenger RNA, 1050 nt
Organism: Thlaspi arvense
Lineage: Eukaryota; Viridiplantae; Streptophyta; Magnoliopsida; Brassicales; Brassicaceae
Source: the annotation of a GenBank genome assembly